UGAGCUGGUACUGAGAUCAAUGUUUACCUAAAACCCAUAAAGACAUUUUAACAUAAAACGUCAAUUUUAGUCAGGUAAUCUGACGCAAAUGGAUUGAAAUAAUCUUGAUUGACAGGAGAGACACCAUGGACACAGCAACAGAAACGUCAACAAACUCUGCGGUCAUGAGUGUUAGUCGGUCGGCUGUUUCCGGAUCGUUGACUCGGCGGGUUCGUGCAUUUCCGCCGGAGAGCGACUUGUUUCACGCGGCCGCCUGCGGAGCACCUGAGUGGUUGAGUUCGGCUCUGAAGAGUGCGCGCAAACCACUGCACACUGACAAACGCGGUCUCAGUGUGCUUCAUAUAGCAGCUCUACAUGGACAUCUGGACUGUAUGGAGCUGCUGCUGGACGCCGGUGGUCCUGUGGAUGUGAAUAGCAGUUGUCCUCAUGGACGCAGACCUGUACAUAUGGUGCUGAGUGCCCAGAGCCGACCCAACACACACGCCUGCCUCAUUUACCUGCUGGAACAUGGAGCCCAGAUCAAUGUCUCCACAGAUGAAGGACUCACUCCGCUGCAUCUGGCCGCUGCUGAAGGUCUGACUGACUGUACAGAGACACUAGUGAGAAACGGGGCAGACUUACUCACUCAAGACAAGAGGGGUCACACACCCCUCGACCUCUCAAGGAUCUGGGGCCACAGGCUCACUGCAAGGUUUCUGAAAGAUGCCAUGUGGCGAAAAAACAAACAGCAGGGGAUCAAGAAAAGCAAACAGAUACAGGAUCUCAGGCAGAUCCAGUGUUGCAGUGUGCUGGAUCUACCUCACUUGGGUCGCUCCCUAAAACCAAACGCCUCGCCCUGGACUGAGGUGACCAUGCACCUGGCCGAGGAGCUGAAGCCUGGACACUAUUAG
Messenger RNA from Carassius carassius (crucian carp), 890 nucleotides. RefSeq names its product ankyrin repeat domain 53 (gene ankrd53). The coding region runs from base 126 to 890 and encodes 254 amino acids. Gene Ontology annotation, molecular function: protein binding. Gene Ontology annotation, cellular component: spindle pole. The transcript has 5 exons. The record is from RefSeq and is a predicted model, not a curated record. Gene Ontology annotation, biological process: regulation of mitotic cytokinesis; positive regulation of microtubule polymerization; regulation of mitotic spindle organization. Lineage: Eukaryota; Metazoa; Chordata; Actinopteri; Cypriniformes; Cyprinidae.